Mesoplodon densirostris (Blainville's beaked whale) is the source of this 471-nucleotide messenger RNA. Its product is annotated as U3 small nucleolar ribonucleoprotein protein IMP3-like. The annotation marks the transcript as partial. The record is from RefSeq and is a predicted model, not a curated record. Lineage: Eukaryota; Metazoa; Chordata; Mammalia; Artiodactyla; Ziphiidae. Gene Ontology annotation, molecular function: snoRNA binding; structural constituent of ribosome; rRNA binding. Gene Ontology annotation, cellular component: Mpp10 complex; small ribosomal subunit; small-subunit processome. The transcript has a single exon. Gene Ontology annotation, biological process: rRNA processing.
UACGAGCUGCGCGUGUUACGCCGUUAUCGGCUGCAACGGCGUGAGGACUACACGCGCUACAACCAGCUGAGCCGUGCUGUGCGCGAGCUGGCGCGGCGCCUGCGGGACCUGCCGGAGCGCGACCCGUUUCGCGUGCGCUCCUCAGCCGUGCUGCUGGACAAACUGUACACUCUCGGCCUAAUCCCCACGCGCAUGUCUCUGGAGCUCUGCGAUUUCGUCACGGCCUCGUCAUUCUGCCGCCGCCGCCCGCCCACUGUGCUCCUUAAGCUGCGCAUGGCGCAGCACCUCCAGGCCGCCGUGGCAUUCGUGGAGCAGGGUCACGUGCGCAUGGGCCCCGACGUGGUCACCGACCCCGCCUUCCUUGUCACGCGCAGCAUGGAGGACUUCGUCACCUGGGUUGACUCGUCCAAGAUCAAGUGGCACGUGCUGGAGUACAAUGAGGAGCGUGAUGACUUCGAUCUGGAAGCCUAG